This is a messenger RNA of Boleophthalmus pectinirostris (great blue-spotted mudskipper), 1059 nucleotides long. RefSeq names its product LIM/homeobox protein Awh-like. NCBI's taxonomy places the organism in Eukaryota, Metazoa, Chordata, Actinopteri, Gobiiformes, Gobiidae. The record is from RefSeq and is a predicted model, not a curated record. Gene Ontology annotation, cellular component: nucleus. The transcript is spliced from 6 exons. Gene Ontology annotation, molecular function: DNA-binding transcription factor activity, RNA polymerase II-specific; RNA polymerase II transcription regulatory region sequence-specific DNA binding. Gene Ontology annotation, biological process: neuron differentiation; regulation of transcription by RNA polymerase II. Bases 1 to 1059 code for a protein of 352 amino acids.
AUGAUCUCACCGAACGCCCUCGACGACCUGCUCGACGACUGUCACCAUGGAGACCAGGCAGAAGAGGCCAUGACGGAGGCGGGAAGUGCACACACGACCCUGAGCGCCGUCUCUCUGCAGGAGCCAAUAACAUGCGCCAGCUGUGGCGGGCGUGUCCAGGAUCGCUUCUUCCUAUUGGCCGCUGGAAGGGUGUGGCACAGCUCCUGCCUCUGCUGCAGCGAGUGCCACUGCGAGCUCCAGACCCAACCCUCACUGUUCUGGAGAGACGGCGCCCCUUACUGCCACCUCCACUACUGCAGGCUCUUCGGAGGAGGUCACUGUGCCCGGUGUCUGCAGCUCAUCUCAGCCUCAGACCUCGUCAUGAAGUCUGGAGCCCUGAACUUCCACCAGCACUGCUUCUGCUGCCAGGAAUGCGAGGAGCCGCUGGUGCCCGGGUCUCUGUACCGUCUCCAGGGCCAAAGCCUGUUCUGUCAACCCCACUGCAGCUCCUCUCUUCCCCCAUGUCCUCCAGAGCUGACCCCCUACACACAGAACCAGCACACAGGUGAGCUCCAGACUUUGACGGAGGGGGAGGAGUCUGAGAGCAGCUCUGAGUGCCGGUUGAUGGACAGUUCCACAGAGGGGCGUGUCCACAGGCGGGCUAAGCGAAUCCGAACAUGUUUCCGCAGCGAGCAGAUCCGAGUGCUCGAGUCGUACUUCGGACAAAAACAAAACCCGGACGGAAAAGACUGGAGCGUCCUGUCACAACAGACUGGACUGAGCAAGAGGGUCCUGCAGGUUUGGUUCCAGAACGCUCGGGCCAGACUGCGCCGCUCCGUGACCUCUGAUGACCCCCAGGUCAGCCCCGCCCCCUCCUCUCACCUGGGGCCCGUAUCCAUGACGACCUGUCCCCAGGCCCCGCCCUCUCCGCCAUUCACUGCCAGCACCAUCGACCAAUCUCAGCUCUCCAUGCUCACGGCGCCCCUGAGCCCCACCCCCUGCCUGAACUACGACUCCCACGAUGCACCUGGGUCUGGCCUGCAGCUGAUUGGACAGUUUCACCCUAAUGGACUCUUUUAA